Molecule: messenger RNA, 1437 nt
Organism: Trichophyton rubrum CBS 118892
Lineage: Eukaryota; Fungi; Ascomycota; Eurotiomycetes; Onygenales; Arthrodermataceae
Exons: 2
Coding region: 479-1375 (298 amino acids)
Biological process (GO): chromatin remodeling
Cellular component (GO): Ino80 complex
Source: RefSeq, a predicted model, not a curated record
UGGCCCGCGCUCGCUUUUGCCCUUCCUUGCGACCCUUCAAGAACGACCCAAGCAAAAAAGACAAGUCGCCCGUCAGUCUCUCUCCUUAGUCGUGGUUAGUGAGACGGAUGCGCGGACAAGGACAAGCGAAAAAACCAACCACCACCGGCCGGCCACCAUGACACACUCAAAACCACCUUUCCCCGUUUCUUCUUCCCCGUCGCCCUCGCCCUCGCCCUCGCCCUUCCACCACCGUCACCUCCGUCAUCCAGUCCAUCUCACCUCGCUGCCUCCCACCGCUCGACUCUCUGCCCAUCGCCAGCGCCGACGGGCUGCCCCUAACCUAAUUACCUCGACUCCUUCUUCCGCUCCUCGCCGGAAGAGGGCCACCAGGGAGCCAAAAAAAUAAAUAAAUAGGAGCCACGCCGGACCGGAAAACUCUGCCCAAACCUGCACGCUGCCUGUAUAACACACCGCACACCACACCCACCGCAGAGCAAUGGCCGGCUCAGACACCUCGUCGACCUCCUCGCAGCCAGCAGCCAGCUCUGCCAGCACCGCCAGCAGCACCGCCUCCAAGAUGAACAGGAUAGUCGUCCUCUCGCUGCCGCCAGCCCUCCUCAGCCGCUUCCCCAGAGGCAGCAGCGGCAAUGCCAGCGAGGACAGCCAGGCCAACAAGGAGGACCAGUCCAGCUCGCCGUCGACGCCGCCGGCUGCUCCUCUCACCGAUAACGCCUCAGACGGCGACGCUGCCUCGACCGCUGCCGGGCCUGCCCCUUCGACUCCCUCAGCUUCGGGCUCUGGCUCGGCUGCUGCCACCGCCAAUGGGCCUACUUCAGCACCAGCCUCGGGGUCGGGGGCUGCAAAGGCAGGGACCAAGCGAGGUGCUCAGCCUCUGGGUCCAGACGGCCUCCCUAAACCACGAGGCAAGCCGGGCCCCAAGAAGAAACCAAGACUGGAAGACGGAGAGACUCCUUCUCGUCCACCCCCUCCACCUCACCACCGCCUGGGGCCCAAGGCCAACCAGGGGGCCAUCAACGCCUGCCUGCGUGCUCUGGACCGCUCAGGCAAGCCCUGUCGCAAGUGGGAGCGAAAGUCCUUUCAGCUCAAGUCCUUUACCGGUGUGAUAUGGCAGGUUCCUAGCUGGGGGGCUCCUCCUCGCCCCAAGCCAACGCCGGAGGAAGAAGAAGAGAAGCAGAAAGAAAAGCAAGCUACCAACGGAGAGAAGAAAGACAAGGAGAAAGACAAGAAGAGCGAGAAGAGUGCAAAGAGUGAGAAGAGUGAGAAGAGCACUGCUGAUCCUACCGAAGCUGAGCCUGAAGCCGAGAGAGAUGCUACGCCUGCCGGAAGCAUGAUGGAUAUCGACUCUCCUGCUCCUGUUGCCGUUGCUUCCUAGUCUUCCGCUUAUCUCCCUCCUUUUUUGUUUUCGAUUCUCCCAUUCUCUUCUUCCCCCCCCCC